UCGCCAUGUUCGUCUGUAAACCGAUCCGCCGGGAGUCUGCCAGGCAAUUGCGACGUAUAAAUCGCCCUGCCACGGUCCAGUGCAUUCGCCACCUUCAUGCACCUACGUCCUUUGAUUGGAAAGACCCUCUAGGUGUUAGUAACCUGUAUACCGAAGAAGAGCUUGCCAUUGCCGAGACUGCAGAGUCCUAUUGUCAAGAGCGCAUGCUCCCACGAGUGCUUGAUGCCUACCGCAACGAGGACUAUGAUCGAAAAAUCCUGGAAGAGAUGGGGGAGCUAGGUUUUCUGGGCGCAACCAUACAAGGAUAUGGAUGCGCAGGUGUGAGCAGUGUAGCUUCUGGACUGAUCACCAGAGCCGUCGAAAGAGUAGAUUCAGGAUACCGAUCUGGGUAUUCGGUUCAGAGCGCGCUCGCCAUGGGUGGCAUAGCAGAGUUCGGAACAGAAGAACUGAAAGACAGGCUUCUACCGGAAAUGGCCAAGGGAAAGCUGCUGGGUGGUUUUGGGCUCACGGAACCAAACCACGGAUCGGAUCCAGGGUCCAUGGAGACGACCGCCAAACCACAUCCUUCCAAGAAAGGCUACUACGUGCUUUCAGGCUCCAAAACUUGGAUUACCAACUCGCCCAUCGCCGACGUACUACUCAUUUGGGCCAAACUGGAAAGCACAGGCAAGAUUCGUGGCUUUGUAGUAGAGCGUGACCAGUGUCCACCAGGUACCUUGGAAACACCCGCCAUCAAGAACAAGAACGGGCUGCGAGCUUCCAUCACGGGGAUGGUUCAUCUCGAUGCAUGCCCAGUCCCGGAAGAAAACAUGUUUCCUGAAGUAGAAGGUUUACGGGGGCCUUUCAGUUGCUUGAAUUCGGCGCGAUAUGGAAUUGCCUGGGGAACAAUGGGUGCUUUGGAGGAUUGUAUCUCGAGAGCACGGACGUAUGCGAUGGAGAGGAAACAGUUCAAGGGCAACCCGAUUGCGAAGUAUCAGCUUGUGCAGAAGAAACUGGCUGAUGCGACCACUGAUGCGGCGUAUGGAAUUCUGGCUGCGUAUCAAGUUGGUAGAUUGAAGGAUGAAGGCAAAGCUGCCCCUGAAAUGAUAUCUUUGAUCAAGAGGCAGAACUGCGAUCGGGCUUUGGUUAAUGCGCGAGUGCUCCAAGAAAUUUUCGGCGGAAAUGCGGUAUCGGAUGAGUACGGCAUCGGAAGGCACGUGGCAAAUUUGUUUGUAACCCAAACGUACGAGGGGCAAAGCGACAUACACGCCUUGAUUCUAGGUAGAGCGAUUACAGGCAUCCAAGCUUUCUGCUAA
Molecule: messenger RNA, 1295 nt
Organism: Periconia digitata
Lineage: Eukaryota; Fungi; Ascomycota; Dothideomycetes; Pleosporales; Periconiaceae
Source: the annotation of a GenBank genome assembly